Messenger RNA from Sciurus carolinensis (gray squirrel), 2074 nucleotides. RefSeq names its product telomeric repeat binding factor 1 (gene Terf1). The coding region runs from base 6 to 1352 and encodes 448 amino acids. The transcript has 10 exons. Gene Ontology annotation, biological process: telomere maintenance. The record is from RefSeq and is a predicted model, not a curated record. Gene Ontology annotation, molecular function: protein homodimerization activity; telomeric repeat DNA binding. Gene Ontology annotation, cellular component: chromosome, telomeric region; nucleus. Lineage: Eukaryota; Metazoa; Chordata; Mammalia; Rodentia; Sciuridae.
UUAACAUGGCGGAGGUCGCUUCUUCAGCGGCUCCGAGCCCGCGGGGCCGUGCGGACGGGGAGAGUGCGGACUCCUCACGCCAGGAGAUGGUGGAGCGGUCCAGAGAGAACCACGAACAGUUUGAGUGCCAGGAACUGACCGAGUGUCAGAUGCAGUUGAGCACCCCUGAAGAAGAGGAGGAGGAGGAGGGAGAGGAAGAGGAAGAAUUAGGGGAGGACGCGGGCCUGGUGGCGGAGGCCGAGGCUGUGGCUGCCGGCUGGAUGCUCGACUUCCUCUGCCUCUCUCUUUGCCGGGCCUUCUGCGACGGCCGCUCGGAGGACUUCCACCGAACCCGCGACAGCGCGGAAGCCAUUAUUCAUGGACUAUCCAGUCUUACAACUUAUCAACUGAGAACUAUAUACAUAUGUCAGUUUUUGACGAGAAUUGCGGCAGGAAAAUCCCUCGAUGCACAGUUUGAAAAUGAUGAGCAAAUUACACCCUUGGAAUCAGCCCUGAUGAUUUGGGCUUCAAUUGAAAAGGAACAUGACAAACUUCAUGAAGAAAUAGACAACUUAAUUAAAAUUCAGGCUAUAGCCGUUUGUAUGGAAAAUGGCAGUUUUAAGGAAGCAGAAGAAGUCUUCGAAAGAAUAUUUGGUGACCCAAAUUCUCACACGUCUUUAGAAAGAAAAUUGCUUAUGAUAAUCUCUCAAAAAGAUACAUUCCACUCUUUUUUUCAACACUUCAGCUACAAUCACAUGAUGGAAAAAAUUAAGAGUUAUGUGAAUUAUGUGAUUACUGAAAAAUCAUCAACUUUUCUAAUGAAGGCAGCAGCAAAAGUAGUGGAAAGUGAAAAAUCAAGAAAAAUAACUUCUCAAGGUAAACCUAAUGGUAAUGAUAUUGAAGUGGAACCUGAAGUCAAUUCAGAUAAAGGAAAAAGUAUUAGUGACAAACAGUCUGCGGUAACUGAAUCCUCAGGGGGUACAGUAUCCUUAUUGAGGUCUCACAAGAAUCUCUUCUUAUCCAAGUUGAAACGUGGAAGCUGGCGGCAAGACUUUAAUGAGAAAGAGGAGAGAGUUGGAACUCUUCAAAGUGGGAAAAAAAAGAAAGAAAACAGAAGAUCCACUGAAAGGAAGAGAUUAUGUGUUUCAAAGAAUCAACCUGUAACUCAUGAAAAACAGCGACCUAGGAAAAGACAGGCAUGGCUUUGGGAAGAAGACAAGAAUUUGAGAUCUGGUGUGAGGAAGUAUGGAGAGGGAAACUGGUCUAAAAUACUAUUACAUUAUAAAUUCAACAACCGAACAAGUGUCAUGUUAAAAGACAGAUGGAGGACUAUGAAGAAACUAAAAUUGAUUUGUUCGGACAGUGAAGACUGAAUGUAUUUGUUGAAGCUUGAGCAAGGACAGUUAAAUAUUUUGAUCACUACAUUUUGUUUGAAACUUACUGGUCGUUGAUGUAUCUUAAAAUUUUUGUUUAAAGCAUUAUUUUUCUGUGACAGUUUAAUAAGGAUUUGUGCUCUUGAGUAAAAUUAUAGGUCAUUUUGUUCUUCAAGAAUGUUUUUAUUUUGAUAAAAUGUAAAUAUGUUUACCCCUACCAAAUUCACUACCCCCAAAUCUAAAUAAGCUAAAUAAGGCUUCUUUAUAACCUGAUAUUGGGUUCCCUGGGAUGCUUUAACAUAUCAGUAUUGGAUGUAAAUAGUAUUCUGUAAAUGCUUAAAUUGUAUUAACCAUGAUUAUCUUUACAGAGUGGUAAUAAACAAGGUUAAACAUAGCUUACUAGACAAUUUGAAUUUUCAUCUAUUUAUUUAGGUGUUUUAAAGACUAAUAGAAUUAUUUAGCAUUUUGUGUUAUGUGAUUUGUUUAGCAAACAAGUAUUGAAAUAUUGAGGUAGUUCCUUUAAAGUCACAUGUAAUAUUUUAUGAUCUCUUCCAUUUCCUAUUAAAGUUUUUUAUACUUCUUUGUGAUUGUUCCUGAAAUUAUAUUGUCCUACAUGUAUAAACAAAAACAUGAAUAAUUACUGUAUGGUUCCUAAUAAUUGCAGUCUGUCCUAUUGUGCUGAAUAUACUGUGUUUAUCUGACUUCAGUGAUUAAAACCAAAG